Botrytis fragariae is the source of this 333-nucleotide messenger RNA. RefSeq lists its product as uncharacterized. The transcript is spliced from 2 exons. Lineage: Eukaryota; Fungi; Ascomycota; Leotiomycetes; Helotiales; Sclerotiniaceae. Bases 1 to 333 code for a protein of 110 amino acids. The record is from RefSeq and is a predicted model, not a curated record.
AUGCAAAAGCAGCUUGACAUCAGUAAUAGCAUGGUGGCUUUCAAGCACAAUAGGGAAGACAAGACUACCCGUCUUAAUCUUUCCAAUCAAAUCAAGCUGAUGGACCAUCAAUUGGAUCACAGAUACAGACUUGCUCUAUUAGUUGCACAACUACGCGACGUGGCUGGAAUCAAAAUGCUGACAUUAAAACUCAUUUCGAUCUUCAUCUUGUUUCUGUGUGUCUUGUUAUUCUUCUACAUCAUGGCACUUUUCGAUGCAGGUCACUACUAUACAUCGUUGGGCUUUGUGAUAUUCAUUUUACUCUUCGCAUUCCGGCUUAUCUACAACAGCUAG